CUUUGAUAUAUCGGUACUUAUUAAAUGCUACACACUCAUGCAUACAUGACAUAUACAUAUAUAGACUAAUGGAACGCGAUACGUCAGUAUCUAUGUCGGUAUUGUGUUAAUGUUUGAAAGAGUUUAGAACAAAUCAGGUUAACGAAAUACGUAUAAAUUUAAUUAAAGAAAAUACGUGUCCACGAGAUUUCGUGUUUUUCGUUUUUCAAUAGUAGGUGGUUCCUACGACAUUUGUAGCAAAAGGUUACCAAAAGAUAUUUUUUAAACAUGACAAACAUGACAGAGGAAAUUCAAAAGAAUCUAAAAACAGAAAUAGACAAAUAUAAACAAGCCCAAAAAGAUUACCACAAAGCAUUGAGUCAAAGACAGCAGUUGGAUGGACAGUUAAAUGAGAAUAUUGCUGUUAAGAAAGAAUUGGAUCUUUUGAAACCAGACAAUGAUGUUUUUAAGCUAAUAGGACCAGUUCUUAUUAAGCAGGACUUGAAAGAUGCAAAGCAAAAUGUUGCUAAGCGUAUGGAAUACAUCUCCUCAGAAUUGAAACGAGUAGAAGAAUUAAUAACUACAUUAGAUAAGAAACAAGAUACGCAUCGUGAAACAUUAGAGAAAUAUCAACAAAUGUUCCAACAAGUUCAAAUAAAAGCAUCGCUUUCGCAACCAAAGGCAUAAUUCUAUAAGUGAAAUAUAAAAGGACUAUGAUGAUGGCACUUUGUUAUAUUAAUAACAAAUGUUUUGUAAUAAAAAUUAUGUAAUCUUAAACAUCCUUUUAUUCUGAUGUUUUAUUACGUUUAUUAAUAAAGUUCGCUUCAAGAUUUUAUCAUUUUA
This is a messenger RNA of Megachile rotundata (alfalfa leafcutting bee), 822 nucleotides long. RefSeq names its product prefoldin 6 (gene Pfdn6). Gene Ontology annotation, molecular function: protein-folding chaperone binding. Gene Ontology annotation, cellular component: prefoldin complex; cytoplasm. Gene Ontology annotation, biological process: protein folding; chaperone-mediated protein complex assembly. NCBI's taxonomy places the organism in Eukaryota, Metazoa, Arthropoda, Insecta, Hymenoptera, Megachilidae. The record is from RefSeq and is a predicted model, not a curated record.